UUAAAUCGCGGUGGCAGUCCUUUUUGUUGCCCGACAAGAAGAAAACAACCGCUGCAGCUCGCCAUAGUCUCUCUCUCUCUCUCUCUCUCUCUCGUUUCUCUCCGAGCGCCUCUUUCUAGGGUUUCGGUCCCCCUUUUUCGGCCAUCAACUGAGAAACUCAGUCGUCUCUCGCUCCGACAUCGUUCCGUACGCUAAACCUUUGUCGUCUUAACAUUUUAGGGUUUUGUUUUCAUGAGUGGGCGGAGGCUCGGGGACUACCCGAGUCGUUCUUUGGCGAACCACUGCGCGAAAGCCGAGGAGAGUCGACGUUCGUACUCGGGUCGGGUUUCGGGUUCGGCAAGAGCAAGACCUGAACCGAAUUCCCGGAGAGAGUACGAUAACCGUCGUUAUUAUGAUGGAGAAAGAGAGAGAGACAGGCGGCCGCAGGAACCGGCAGGUCUCGGCGCCGGCUUGCCCCUCUCGGAAUCGACGUCGAUGAAGUUCGAGUGGAACAAUCUGCUAGCCCGGAGACCCGCCGUUUCGACCGCGAAUCCGGGUUGGAACCGACCCGACUUCGGUUUCAGCUCCGGAAGUGGGAAACUUGGGGUUCCGGACCCUGGUGUGGACCCCACAAGGAAGCUUGCGUAUUUUCAUGGCGGAUUCCCGGCUGCGUUGCCAAAACCCCAUGUGGGUAUUCAAAAAGUUGAAGACUUUAGGCUCGGUGACCACAAUGCAUACGUGGGUCCAGAAGAUAAGGCCGUGUUUGGCAACGGACCUGCGCGCUCGAGCAUUUUGGAUCCGGGUUUUCACGGGGUUUCUGAUGAAUUCAACACAAGUCAAAUAACGGGACCACAUCAGUCGGUUGAUGCCGGUUGGGGAUGGCGGAAUCCGAAAUGGGACUACAAUGCCCCUGCAUAUGGUGUUAGAGAAGUUCCGAGGCCUCCGGUUUACAAUGCUUCACUCAGAGCAGGUACUCAGGAGAUUAGCCAGUGGAACCAAUAUCCUAAUUUUAUGGACCAAACACAACCCACUGUUCUGAAUUAUCAAUCUUUGAGCGAACAAUCAAUCUCUGGUUAUGAUGAAGUUUUGGGUUCUAGUCCGCGAACCCGGAGCUUCGGAUUUGGAAGAGAUGAUGGUCUCGAAAGAGGGCGAGAAGCGUUGUCGUAUGAAGGUACAUUGAAGAAAUUGGCUCCGCUUGAGGGUGAUCAAAGUUUGGACGAGCUGACCACCCUGCAAAUGUGUGCAAUGAGGAAACGUGCUCUAGCUAGGAAACUACGUCGGAAUGAAUCAAAUUCUGAAUUGUCCAAUGAUUCGAGUGACGCAUGCGAUGUACCUGACUUGAGUUUUGGGUACGACCAGUGGAGUAAUGAAGAUUUCAAACAUUAUGGAAUCGUUGGUCAGGAUCAAUUGAACAUUGACCAAGCUGUGACCUGUGGUGAGGGUCAAUGGAACGUUGACCAAGAUGUGAAUUUUGGAGUUAAUCGCGUGAACAUUAACCAAAAUUUGAAUUUUGGAGAGGAUCAAUGGUACACCGACCGGGAUUCUAUCUAUGGAGAGGAUCACCGUGGUCCGAACCAUGUUGUGGACCACUGGAAAGCAGAAGAUGUCAACAAACUAAAUUCCGACAAUUUGUUACCAUCUUCUAAACUGCCAGUACCUGUCCAGCAGCGUCAUGGAGAACAAUUCCAAUCUGCCAGGUUGGAUGUAAAGAGGCGUUUGGGACCUUUGAAGUCACCUGGCAGUAUAAAGAAGCGCUUGGGACCGUUAAAGUCCUCUGUUAGUGUAAAAAGGCGUUUGGGACCAUUGCAAUCACCGGGCAGUGUAAAGAAGCAUCUCAGGCCUGCUCAAGAUGUUCCUAAUCUCGAAUUCUCAGAUUACAAACCUCAUGAUCAGUACAAAUCUCAAAUAAGAGAAACCGAUGAUUUUAGUGGAAGCAUUCAUCCUCAAGGGGAUGACAUUCCAAAAGUUAAGGCGAAACCUGCGGAGAUGGAACUUCCUGAAGAUUCUGAGGAGUUCAAGAGACUGGUGGAUAGUGCCUUUUUUAAGCACAUUAAGCGUUUGCAUGAAAACCCAGCUCUAAGAAGACAAUUAACGGGAGGAGGAAGUUUUACUACAAAGUGUUGUGUAUGUGCCAGCAACUCGAAAGAGUUUGCAGGUGUGGUGCCCUUGGCAAUACAUGCCUUCAUGUCACGUAUGGCUGGUUCCAGAGCAGAGCACUUGGGUUUUCAUAAAGCACUUUGUGUGCUAAUGGGAUGGGACAGUGCAUCCGUCUCGAAUGGUACAUGGGUUCAGCGGUUCUUGCCUGAUGCUGAAGCCUUGGCUCUGAAGGAGGACAUGGUUAUCUUUCCUCCGGUUGUUGUCAUUCACAACACUUCCAUAGCAAAUAAAAAUCCGAAUAAAAGGGUGAUUGUAACUAUUGAAGGGCUGGAGGAUAUUCUUAAAGUUGCAACAUUCACGGGAGGUGGAAUGCAUUUCCAAAUAGGUGGUGCUAUCCACACACCCCUUUUACACACCCAUCUCAAUUUUCAGCCGUUGGAUUGAAUAAAUGAAGGACAUAAAUUAACAGAGGAGCGUGUGAGGGGUAAAAAGAAGUGUGGAUAACAGCACCCUUCCAAAUUUAAAAAUUAUAGUUAUGGUUCUAAUUUAGUAACCAACUUGCUGCAUUUCUGCCCUUUUAACAUGCUUUCAGUAGUGGACCUUAUAGUUGAUGGUGUAAUGCUUGUUCGGUUUAUCUUUUUAUGAUGCUUUUUUGGUUGGUCUUUUUGUUCAUUUCUAGUAUUUCGUAUUUUUCAUCUCAACUUAAUCGUAGGUAUAGGUUUUGGUGGGGGGAAGGCUAAGGUGUGCCGUGGGAAGCCUGCAAAUUACAGCAUCUGGUGGUGACAUUUAAUGCCACAUUUUCUGGUUUUCGGGAAGCAGAAAGGCUUCACAAGCUUUUUGCUGAGAACAAACACGGGAGGGCUGAGUUCCAGCAGAUCACCUCAGCUUCCCUCAGCAACAGCAGCAGCGAAGGGAAGCAAAACUCGCUGGAAGACCAAGAAAAUUGUUUAUAUGGCUAUGUGGGACUUGCAGAGGAUUUUGAUAAACUUGAAAGCGAGACCAAGAAGCGGUGUCGGGUGAAGAGCAAGAAGGAAAUCCAGGCUACUGCAAUUACUUAUUUGUGAAAUGAAUAACAGUUCACUGUGUAUAUCUAGGAAUUUCUGUGACCUCUCAACUUAAGCCUUUUGGUUUUUUGGUGCAGUACAAAAUCACAAGUUCAGUUGAUUGAUAUUUUGUUUCUGAGAAUGCAGCUCCAAAUAAUUUCUUAAGUCC
Messenger RNA from Malus domestica (apple), 3288 nucleotides. RefSeq lists its product as uncharacterized. The record is from RefSeq and is a predicted model, not a curated record. Lineage: Eukaryota; Viridiplantae; Streptophyta; Magnoliopsida; Rosales; Rosaceae. Gene Ontology annotation, biological process: regulatory ncRNA-mediated gene silencing.